Molecule: messenger RNA, 1407 nt
Organism: Aspergillus glaucus CBS 516.65
Lineage: Eukaryota; Fungi; Ascomycota; Eurotiomycetes; Eurotiales; Aspergillaceae
Exons: 1
Coding region: 331-1263 (310 amino acids)
Source: RefSeq, a predicted model, not a curated record
ACGGCCUCGAAACUUCAUGUCAUCGGUCGUGCCUUCUGUUUCCUAACACUACAAAGGCUUUUGUUCGAUUCCAGUCUUUCUAAGUAUGAACCUUUACCCUCCCUGUGGUCCCUUUCGUUCAUAUACUUUCAAAGACGAAUCAGUCUGACUUCAAUAUGGGGCCAGACCGAAACGAAGCCGGUCUUCGCGUGGAUCAGCAGCAACUUCAUAUCCACGAAAGCGUACUCGUGGUGCUAAAACCCAAACGGAUACCCAUACCCAGGAACAGGAGAAAACGUAGUUUGCUUUUUUUUUUCCCUAGAAUGUGAUUCUCGUUAUAUCUGACUCUCCAUGCCAUCAUCUAGGUCAGAAAUGGAAAACCAGGAAGAACUGAGAGUUGCCCAUCCCAGGCACAUCCUUUAUCAGGUUGCGAAAGCUAUGAACGGCAAGCACAAUGAUCUAUGCGUCACGCUCCCGUCUCAUUCGACGUGGAAGACCGCCAUCCGGGCUGCCGAAGAAGCUAUGGGCGACGUCGAUGAGAGCAUUUAUUUAAUGCCUCAGAGCACUGGAUCCACGAAUCGCCAGCGGGUUCGCGAGAUGGCCCUCGACUUCGCCAGGAACGAGGGUACGGUGGUAGGUCCAUUGGGGGCCAACUACGGCCGUCGCAUCCGAACUAGCUCAGAUAUCCGUCAUUCAGCCCCCCCGCAGCGUGCGUCGGCAAAUACACGCCAGCGCCUCCGGGAGACGGCCAAAAAAAUGGUGGACGAGCCGUGGAAAGAUCCGUACGCGAACAUUCAUGUAGGCCUGACGGAGGGCUACCUACCUAUUGUGACGGCCAAUCUUCGUGUUUAUGCCAUCGAUGAUUCUCCGGCGGGCGAAUUGGGACAACUGGAUGCUGUAGAGAUGAUAUGGGACACGGGUGCACAUCGUACCAUAAUCACCGAAGAACUCCUUCCACAGUCAUUCAGGGAAUAUUUGCGAACUCCAAUCCAUGAUCCGUACCGAUCCAGUGACGGAUCUAGCGUGCAAAUUGAUGCAGAGGUAGCCCUCACCAAUGACGUCAUCCUUAUCAACACCCUGGCAAUCGUUAUACCACAGGCGAAAAUGCCUAAUCAGCUCCGAGGGAUCUUAUUCGGUCAGAUUUCUUGUAUCAAUCGGAUCAGAUAUGAAAGCAUUCCGCGCGACUUCCUCCUCGCCAAAGGAGAGAAUGUCGGGGAUGAUGUUUGGGGAGACUUCAUUGUGAAAGAAUAUGUUAAUGAGGACGACAACAUUGUUGUAGUUUGAAAUGGUUGUUUUCUUUUCAGUUUAUUCUUCAUGCUGGUUAUGAGAGAUAGCUUGUAUGGUAGAUGUAUAACAGUCAGUCACUAAUUAGAUGGUUUGUUUGUCACGGGCUCGGAAUAGCAGAUGAUAAUGAAUCGACGUUCCUAU